CGACCCAGAGGCUCAGGUCCCCGCGCCCCAGGCUGGAGGCGGCGGGGGUGCUCCCGACAGUGGGCGGCCAGCUGGUUCCCUUCAGGGGCGGCCGCACGCCCUCCCCCCGGGGCUGUAAUCUGAGCCGCUGCCGCGCCGCCCCGCCGCCCCAGCCCCGACAGCGAGUCCGCAGGCGCCAUGGGCCGCGGGGCCUGCGUCCCCUCGGCGGCGUCGGGGGCCCGCGACCCGGCCCGCCGGCUUGGAGCCGUGCUGGGCGCGCUGUGCCUCUUCCCCGCGCUCGUGCUGUUGGCCUGGCCAGGGACUCCGACGAACGGGGCCGGGGCGAGAGCAGCGCAGGGCGACGCUGCGCCCCAGACUUCGGGCGUCCUGGCCUCCGGGAGCCUCGGUCCGCCGCACCCCCCGGCGCCCCGCAGACGCCGCUACACGCUGACCCCGGCCAGGCUGCGUUGGGAACACUUCAACCUUACGUACAAGAUCCUCUCCUUCCCGAGAAACCUGCUCAGCCCCAGUGAGACUCGGCGGGGUCUGGCUGCCGCCUUCCGUAUGUGGAGUGACGUGUCCCCCUUCAGCUUCCGCGAGGUGGCCCCCGAGCAGCCCAGCGAUCUCCGCAUAGGCUUCUACCCCAUCAACCACACGGACUGCCUGGUCUCCCCGCUGCACCACUGCUUCGACGGCCCCACGGGCGAGCUGGCCCACGCCUUCUUUCCCCCACACGGCGGCAUCCACUUUGACGACAGCGAGUACUGGGUCCUGGGCCCCACACGCUACAGCUGGAAGAAAGGCGUGUGGCUCACCGACCUGGUGCACGUGGCGGCCCAUGAGAUUGGCCACGCGCUGGGCCUGAUGCACUCCCAGCACGGCCGGGCGCUCAUGCACCUCAACGCCACGCUGCGCGGCUGGAAGGCACUGUCGCAGGACGAGCUGUGGGGGCUUCACCGGCUCUACGGCUGCCUGGACCGGCUGUUCGUGUGCGGGUCCUGGGCUCGGAGGGGUUUCUGCGAUGCCCGCCGGCGACUCAUGAAAAGGCUGUGCCCCAGCAGCUGCGACUUCUGCUAUGAGUUCCCCUUUCCCACGGUGGCCGCCACUCCGCCGCCCCCCAGGACCAAAACCAAGCUAGUGCCCGAGGGCAGGAAUGUGACCUUCCGCUGUGGUCAGAAGAUACUCCACAAGAAAGGCAAAGUAUACCCUCCGCCCUCUCCGCAGCUGGUACAAGGACCAGGAGCCCCUGGAGUUCUCCUACCCCGGCUAUCUGGCCCUGGGCGAGGCGCACCUGAGCAUCAUCGCCAACGCCAUCAACGAGGGCACCUACACGUGUGUGGUGCGCCGGCGGCAGCGCGUGCUCAGCACCUACUCCUGGCGCAUCCGCGUGCGGAGUUGAGCGCCGCGCUUCGGGUUGAGGCCGCUGAUAAAGCACUUUGUCUCUCAAGUCUCCUUGCCCUUUCUUGGGAUGGUGGGUGGCUGUUCUUGCGCCCAGCGGGUGGGGAACCUGCUGAACAGGCUGACCACUAGAGCCAUGAUCUGGCACGUGCUCAGUGCUGGGGAGGCAGGGCCCCCGUGGCUGCAAGGCUUCCCUGAAGAGUGGGGUGAUCUGGGGAGCAGGGCUGGGGGCACCAGCAAAAGGAACUAGUUUGGAGCAGGUGGGGGCCCCAGACAAAUCCUGUCCAGCCAGACUAGUAGCUGGAGGUCAUGCAAGUCAGGAAGAGAUGAGUCCAAGUGGGGUUGGAGGCCUCCCUUUAUCCCUGCCUCCUCUCAAGAAUGUGGGGGCCCUGGCUCCCCACACCCCCAGGGAGCACUAGUUCAGGAUCCAGCACAGGACUAGCCGCUUAAAGAAGGAUAUAUCAGACCUUUCCUCCAAGAAUAUUUUACUACAUCUUAAAACACAGUAACAACCUUGUACAAAAACCCACUGUGGCUUAGAGUUCACAUGCCUGGUUCUAGGGGCCCUGCGUUGAGGAGCAGGAAGGAGCCCCAGCAGCAGCCUGAAGAUUUA
Cervus elaphus (red deer) is the source of this 1990-nucleotide messenger RNA. It is a transcript of the gene MMP23B, whose product is annotated as matrix metallopeptidase 23B. The record is from RefSeq and is a predicted model, not a curated record. Gene Ontology annotation, molecular function: metalloendopeptidase activity; zinc ion binding. Bases 178 to 1509 code for a protein of 443 amino acids. NCBI's taxonomy places the organism in Eukaryota, Metazoa, Chordata, Mammalia, Artiodactyla, Cervidae. Gene Ontology annotation, cellular component: extracellular matrix. The transcript is spliced from 8 exons. Gene Ontology annotation, biological process: extracellular matrix organization; proteolysis; collagen catabolic process.